AAAUUCCAGGCCAGCGGGCAGCACCAACAAAAACACUGCAGGCUCCCGGGAAGGGUCAUGGCCACCUGGGGUGGUCACCAGACAAGGGGUCUACAGCUCCAGAGACAGUCGGGGAUGUCACUAUUGGAGUCCAGGCAGCUGCCAGUAGAGUUGACCACAGCUCUUGGAGGUCUGACCUGAGGUUAAAACUAGACCGAAGAUUGUCUGAUUCCAGCAGAAGGGAUUGGUGGCCGACAGUGGCACAGUCCAAGGCCUCAGACCGGAGUCUUAGAAGGCGGCGGAGAAGCAAUCCAGCACAGAGCCGCCUGUGGUCGCCAACAGCCCCAGCUUCUGAUGGGGCACUAAGGCUCCGAGACCACCCACAGUGUUCGGUGUGUCAAGUGCCACACAAGUGCUCAGAAGUCAUGGAGACAGCGGUGAUUGGGAUGGUGGUAGUGCUGUUUGUCAUCACCAUGGCCAUUACCUGCAUCCUCUGCUACUUCAGCUAUGACUCACACAACCAAGACGCAGAGAGCGGCCCCAGACGUAGCUUCACUGUGGCCACGUUUCACCAGGAGGCGUCGCUCUUCACGGGGCCGGCUCUCCAAUCCCGGCCACUGCCGAGGGCCCAGAACUUCUGGACUGUUGUGUGAGGUUGGCAGUCCCUCAGCAUUUGUGCGGCUAGUGGGUCAGGCUCAUCUACUCCUUCAAUAGGCAGGCCUCCAUCCUUCUAUGUUCACAAACUUCUUGCCUUUCCCCAUUCUGGCUUGCUCUGCCCUCUCUAUUCUCGCGGAGCUGAGAUGCUGGGACUAGGUGUGAGUUACAUCUAAGCUGAGAGGUUAUAAGGUCAGCUGGGGCUGAGGAGAUGUGGAUGGAUACUGUGUGUUAUUCUACGGGGUAGCUCCAACCAGCCAUGAAACCUCACCGGAAGUUAACCCCCUGUCAGCAGGGCGCUGUGACGGAAGUCUAUUUGCCACCCAAGGACCCAGAGCCCUCCAGUGGACGUUUUGAAGAACUACACAUUUGUUAGUAUUUUUGGGAUGUUGCACAGUGCCCAAACCUGGGGCUUGCUCCUGUUGCCUGAAAUCCGGAAAACAAAGAGCUGUUUUCUGGGAACAAGUGACUUAUUUUAUAAUCGAGGACGUAUAUCCUUUUAUGGUUCUUUCCAAAUCUGCUCUGGAAAACCACAAAAGGAAGCAGAAUAGAAAAACGAGAGCCGCAGAGAGCACAAGGUGUUUCAUUAGCAGGAAGGCCACCAAGAAGACUUUUAAACACAUUUUGAACAAGACUUGCUUUAUUGCCACAGUCCGACAGGCUGCCUCUAUUCUUAGCAAAUGUGAGUGAUUUGCGUCACUUAGGAAUGAUAGAAAAAUCGUGAACUGAAAGAUAAUUCCAAAAAAAGUUAAAAUGUUGUUACAUUUCAGCGCACGAGAAGAAGCUGUUGAUUUUAACACAAAUAAGGGGACAUUUGUUUUUAUUAAUA
Rattus norvegicus (Norway rat) is the source of this 1462-nucleotide messenger RNA. It is a transcript of the gene Spaar, whose product is annotated as small regulatory polypeptide of amino acid response. NCBI's taxonomy places the organism in Eukaryota, Metazoa, Chordata, Mammalia, Rodentia, Muridae. The coding region runs from base 405 to 632 and encodes 75 amino acids. The record is from RefSeq and is marked validated. The transcript is spliced from 2 exons.